AGACCUUAGCCGAAGGUUUACCUGCAGCCAUCCGCUCAACCGCCUCCACGCAACUUCUCCAUGCGCACUUCCUUCUGACCUCAACCUCCAACGCUCAGACGGACACAUCGCCACCUGCUCUCUGCUCCAGAGCGGCCUGUCGAAGCUCAUCCACCGAGCUCGCUUCUGCUCUAUCCUCCUCCUCUGGACUUCUCUUCUCUUCUCGUUCGCUACCACCACCACAGCAGCAGCAACGGCUCGGCUUUCACUAUCACCCACCCCGACUCCCCCACCCACGCCCUGCCGCGCCCUGCAGACUGCUUCCACAUCUCUUCUCUUGAAAUAUGGGUGCGGGCGCAACUGUCGAUGAAUUGACAAACCCACCGCUUCGCAGCCAGCAGAGGAUAAAAGACCAGCAGCAAACCAGCCCCGGCGUAACUCCGAGCCCCGCAAGCAUGGCGACAACCUCCACCACCACCACCCCGACCACAACCACACCACCUACACAGAGCACAAUAAGCACAAGCACAAGCACACCGCCGCCAAACAAUCUGGCAGUCGCAGCGCUCGACGGCGCGCCCUUCACAGAGAGCCAGAGCAGGAUUGAGUUCAACCGGGAAUACAACACCGCCUUAUCAGCAGCGCUUUCCUCGCUCGUCUCGACCUUUGUCGGCUUCCCGUUUGACAGCGUCAAGACCCGCAUGCAGGCCUACAAGUUCAAGUCCGUGCUCGACUGCGUGAUGGUCACGAAGAAGACCGAGGGUAUCAGCGGUUUCUUCCGCGGCGUGGGCGCGCCCAUGAUUUCGGUCUCGAUCGUGCGCACGCUCUCGUUCUCCAUCUACGCGCAAUGCAAAGCUACCUACACCACGAUCGCGAACUCAGUCAUGGGCGCCGGCUACGUCGUCGAUCCCGCGGGCCCGAUCCCGCUGACCGAAGACCAGCUCGCGCAUCCGGGCAAGAACCUGCUCCGCGCGAUUCCCACCUACUUUAUGUCUGGCUUCACCGCCGGCGGCUUCAUCGCCAUGUUUUCGUGCCCGUUCGAGUUCACUAAGCUGUCGACGCAGAUCGAGAUGCUCAUGGCCAGAGCUUCCUACGCGAACCUGCCUGACUCGGAGUUUACGAAAACAUACGUGCCCAAAGGCACGCUCGAGUCCGCAAAGGACAUCGUCCGCCGCCGCGGCAUCACGGGCCUCUACUCGGGCUUCAGGUACCACUUCGUCCGCGACGCGCUCGGCACCUCGCUCUACUUCUCCGUCUACGAAUCCUCCAAACAGCUCUCCCGCAUGUACAGCCCCACGCAGGCCGACCCAGGCCCGCUCGUGAUCGCCAUCUCCGGCGGCCUCUGCGGCAUCUUCUCCUGGGCCGUGCUCUUCCCCAUCGACACCAUGAAGUCGAUCGCGCAGCGCGACGUGCUCACCCGCCGCCCGGGCGAGGUCUUCAAGCCCCGCAAGUUCCAGCUGCUCAACCCGCGCAUGUACCGCGGCCUGGGCGUCUCCGUCGUGCGCACGGGCUUGGUCAACAUGACCUUCUUUUCGAUUUACGAGCCCUUGUUUAAGCAUCUCAUGGCUUCUUCCGAGCGCAAGGCGGCUACUUUGGAAGCUUGAGCACUAGUAUUCUCUUCUGUUUGUAUGACUAUGUCUUUUUGUUCUUAUGUUGGUUCCCUUGCAUUUUCGUAUGUUUAAUUUUUUGGGUUGUUAGUUCAUAGACCAAAUACUACUUUAUGCCGGUUUCAUUCCAUGUCCAAUAGAUCACAACAGAGA
Molecule: messenger RNA, 1739 nt
Organism: Myxozyma melibiosi
Lineage: Eukaryota; Fungi; Ascomycota; Lipomycetes; Lipomycetales; Lipomycetaceae
Product: mitochondrial carrier domain-containing protein
Exons: 1
Coding region: 324-1583 (419 amino acids)
Biological process (GO): mitochondrial transport; carnitine transmembrane transport
Cellular component (GO): mitochondrial envelope
Molecular function (GO): O-acyl-L-carnitine transmembrane transporter activity
Source: RefSeq, a predicted model, not a curated record